Microplitis mediator is the source of this 5775-nucleotide messenger RNA. RefSeq lists its product as uncharacterized. Gene Ontology annotation, biological process: DNA integration; proteolysis. Lineage: Eukaryota; Metazoa; Arthropoda; Insecta; Hymenoptera; Braconidae. The transcript is spliced from 4 exons. Bases 1 to 5775 code for a protein of 1924 amino acids. Gene Ontology annotation, molecular function: nucleic acid binding; aspartic-type endopeptidase activity. The record is from RefSeq and is a predicted model, not a curated record.
AUGGGACAAGAUUGUGUUGUUGCUGAUGGAGUUGCUGCUGCUGGUGAUCAUCAAUCUGAUAACGGUGAAACUAUUGCAAAUGAUGAAGUCACUUCCGGUGAUGAAAUAGAUAAUAAUAUCAACGAGAUUAAUAGGAACAUUACUGAAGACCGCGUUGAAUUAAAUGCUAACAGUGAAAGGGUAGAACUGAUUCCUGGAUCUAAUGUCUUUUUAGAGAAAAUAAUUUUGCAAGAAAUUAUGGAAGAUUAUCGUGAUAAACCGAAAGAGAUUGUACGAAGAUUGUUAAUCAAUAUUGUUGGGAAAGGCAAUUUAAAAGAAAUGACCAGAGUAGGAAGAAAGCAGAGAAAAGCUAUUCCACAGAAUGUGCUUGAGACAAUAGAGAAUUCAAUGGCUGAUGAAAAGAACUCGAAGGGAGAUGGAGCGCCCAAGGACGAUUCUCCCUCUCUCCCAAUCACUCCGAAUGUCAUCAUCACCGGAAGUGAUGAGCACUCGACCACGCCAACUGGGAUAACACCAAAACCACCAGGUAAUCCCAGCGACUCCGACAUCACUGAUGCGGAGACUCGCAAGGCACUCGACACUCAAGAUCCCAAGAAGCCACUCACCGCUGCGGCAGGUGCAGCAUCACUCAAGGCUCGACUCGACGUACUCACCCAGGAGUGGCAGGAAUUCUCCGUUAUCCACGACUACCUGGCAGCCAACGCAACGGAGGAUUUCCUCCAACACUCGUACAUCAAAGAUGGCAUCUUUGAUGUAACAUACCGGUCUUACCUGGGAGCUCGCACUCGCCUAUCUACACUCAUCCACGAACUCGACACUCCAGCUCAACCAACUCAAGCUCAGAACUCGACUCAACGCUCACAGAGCAGCGUCAAUCUCGCUCCACUCAACAUCACUCCAUUCUCUGGCGACUAUGCCAAGUGGCCAGAGUUCAGGGACAUGUUUAAGUCCGUGGUAAUCAAUCGUGCUGGCCUGGAGGACGUCGAACGUCUUCAUUACCUGAAGACAUACCUUACAGGUCAAGCAGCUCAAGCAAUCGCCAACACACCCAUGUGCAACGAGAGCUUCUCACUCGCCUGGGGUGCCAUUUGUAAACGGUAUGAUGUACCUCGCUUACUCAUCGGUGCUCAGCUCGACAAGCUGGUCAAUCUUCCAGCACUCACCUCGCGCUCGUCAAAACAACUUUACUCGCUGAUUGAUCAGACCCACGAGGCGAUCAAUGCGCUCUUGGCUCAAAAGGUCAAUCUCCAGGAUGGGGACUGCUACCUGCUCACUCACAUCAUCAUCUCAAAACUCGACCGCUCAACUCGUGAGGCUUGGGAACUAUCAUUGGGAGCCUCUGUUGAAUUCCCAAAACUCAACCGGCUACGUCAAUUCCUGACAGAGCGUGCUCGUGCUCAAGAACGCUACGAGGAAAGUACCUCAAAGGCUGGUGAUCAUCAGAAAUCCAGUCACUCGAACUCGCACUCAAGCUCCAAAGGCCAUAAGACCUCCUAUGCUCAUAUGGCAACAUCCUCGGCUCCAAAAUCGGCUGGAGCAUCAACACCAGCAAGCGCUCAACCCAAAGCGGUGGCUAAAGCACAGUAUCCGUGCGACCUGUGCCAAGGUGAUCACUACCUGGUCAGAUGUGACCAGUUUGGCAAAAUGACUCCACCACAACGAACUCAGCUGGUGAUCCAAGCCAAACUGUCUUGGACACCACCGAGUCGAGUCAUGCAACUCACCAUUCCGUUGCAGACACUCGACACGCACUCGCACUCGCCUACUACAAGCUCACCGCACUCAAACAACACUCUUGCCCACACUCAAGCUCAAAAUACUCAUGAUCGCAGCACUCGUACUCAUCACUCGCCCACUCAGAACUCAACAACUGGUUGUACUCAAACUCAUCAUUACGCUACGUUACUAGCAACUUGUCAAGUCUACGUAGUGACCAAGUUAAGUACUCACCCAAUACGCAUUCUCUUAGAUACCGGUUCUGAGAUAUCCUUUGUUUCAGAUUCAUUGAUAAGAAUGCUCAAUAUUUCUCGUGCUCGAUCACACCUUACUAUCCUAGGGAUCGGUGCAGCCAAGGCUGGCCAUACCAGAGGGUGUGCAACUCUCACUCUGCGUUCAUACCACUCGGAUCAAUCACUCACGAUAAAGGCUCACAUCCUCAGUGGUUUAACUGCUAAAUUACCAUCUGACCAAGUCCAAAACACCGACUUGGCACAGUACUCGCAUCUCACGCUCGCAGAUCCAGAGUUUGGAACCCCAGGUCCAACGGAUGUCAUCCUUGGAGCUGACUACUGCGGCCAAGUCAUCACUGGCGAGAUCAUCAAGUGCAAAUCUCCUGGAUUACUCGCUCAAAACACUAUCUUUGGCUGGAUUAUCAUUGGUCCAGUCCAAGCUCGGCUCAACAAACCACUGAGAAUUCAUCAUGCUGUCUCCAAUCAUCAUGAUCAAGAUCUUCAAGACUUACUAACUCGAUUCUGGCUCCAAGAAGAGGUCAGUCCAACUCAACUACGCUCAUUAACUCCCGAAGAAGAGGCUUGUGAAGCUCACUUCCGGGACACUCACACUCGAGACAGUUCUGGCAGAUACAUCGUCAGACUGCCAUUGAUAUCAGACCCGCAGCAUCUGGGGAACUCAUAUACAGCAGCUCGUCGCUGCUUACAACGACUCAUGCGACGUCUUGAUCAUGAUGCUCGGCUCAAAACACUCUACAUGAAUUUCAUGGCAGAAUAUCUCGAACUCAAGCAUAUGGUGCCUGCGGCAUUAUCUACAUCAUCAAUUCAAUACUUCCUACCCCACCAUGGGGUACUGAAAGAAGACAACAACAACUUCAAGAUCCGUGUGGUCUUCAACGGCUCAAAACCAACCAGUUCAGGACUAUCACUCAACGACAUCAUGCAUACCGGGCCAAAAUUACUCGUUAACAUCUUCGACGUACUCAUCAGCUCACGACAACACCGGUUCAUCUUUAUCACAGAUGUUACCAAAAUGUAUCGACAGAUUUUGGUUCACGAAAAGGACCAAGGUCUGCAACAAAUACUCUGGUUUGAUAAGGAAGGAAACAUCAUCCCCUUCAAACUUACCACAGUUACUUAUGGGACGAAAUCAGCUCCAUUUCUCGCUGUUCGAGCCCUGCUUCAAUUAGUCGAAGAUGAAGGACAUCGAUUCCCACUCGCAAUCGAUCCACUCACAAAAGGACGGUAUGUCGACGACAUUUCCGGAGGCGCAGAUGAUCUCGAGUCACUGCAAGCAGUUGCAGAUGAUAUCGAGGGUCUGUGCAAGGCGGGCGGAUUCCCACUCGCCAAAUGGGCAAGCAAUCACCGCAAACUACUUCAGCUCAAUCGUGCGGAAGCGAUUACAAAAUACAAAAUAGAGGAUCCAGAAGUCAGCACCAUAAUUCUUGGGAUGUACUGGUCUUCAAACAAGGAUCAAUUCUCGUUCAAACACUCGCCACCAUGCUCAACUCAACCAUGCACAAAGCCUGCCAUUUUAUCAGAGAUUGCUCAGAUCUUUGAUCCACUGGGAUUCUUAUCACCACUCAUAAUUCAAGCCAAAAUGUUCAUGCAGGAACUUUGGCUUGUAAAACUCGGCUGGGACACUCCAUUGUCUGCAGAAUUACGACAGAAAUGGACUUCAUUCAAAACUCAACUCGAUAUGAUUCAUAUCGUCAAGAUUCCCAGAUGGAUCCACUCGUCCACGAACUCGGCUCUAGAAAUCCAUGGAUUCUCCGAUGCCUCGCAAUUGGCGAUGGCUGCGGCAGUAUUUAUCAAGGUCCUACCGACAACUCGAACUCAGAGGGCAAAGGUUACGCUGCUUUGCUCUAAAACCAAGGUGGCACCGUUGAAACCCCUAACGAUUCCACGCUUGGAACUCACUGCGGCUCACAUGUUGGCAAAACUCGUCAAACACUGCCAGACUACACUCAACUACUCGCAUGUGCCAACAUAUCUUUGGACCGAUUCAUCAAUCACGCUCACGUGGAUACACUCGCACCCGUCUCGCUGGAAAGACUUUGUCAGGAAUAGGGUGUCAUUUAUUCAAGAACUAAUUCCAGAUGGCCACUGGAAGUUUGUCCCUGGCACUGACAAUCCAGCAGAUUGUGCAACUCGAGGCUUGACAACCAGUCAGCUUAAAACUCAUCAACUAUGGUGGUCUGGCCCAUCAUGGUUGCUCGAAGACUCGCCGUCCUGGCCAACCAGUCCUAUUCAUAAAGAUGCAGAUACUCACCUGGAAGAACGUCCAGUCAAAUCACUCUAUGUUUCGGCUCAACCACUCAACUCGUCUUGGACGCUAAUGGAACGUCCAAUCCCACUAUUGCGUAUGCUCAGAGUUACAGCAAUCUGUGGGAGGGUACGCGAUAUAAUCAAACGCAUACCACACUCGACUCUCGCUCGUCCACUCACAUCAACUGAAAUCAACUGCGCACUCCAGUUCUGCAUCAAGGAAACUCAACGUAUUCAUUUCUAUUCUGAACUCCAAUUACUCGCAAAACAGGCAUCAUGGCCCAAGGAUCACCCAUUUGCUCGGUUGGUGGCUUAUCAAGACACCGAUGGCAUCAUCCGAGUAGGGGGGAGAUUGGAAAAUGCUCCAAACUCAGAUCAACAGAAGCAUCCUGCAAUUCUACCUCGUGAUGCUGCUCUAACUCGACUUGUCAUCUCUGAUGCCCAUCAGCGUACCAUGCAUGGUGGUACUCAACUCACACUCGCUCAUACUCGACUCCGAUACUGGAUCAUUGGUGGACGUCAACCAGUACGUUCACACAUACUCAAAUGUCUCGUCUGUGCUCGUCAUCGAGGUGUUCGCGCUCAGCAAUUAAUGGGACAACUCCCAACUCAACGUGUCACUCCAGCGCCACCAUUUUCUCACACUGGAGUUGAUUACGCUGGUCCAGUAUCAAUAAAAUCAUGGAAAGGUCGAGGAUCCAGGAUAUACAAGGGCUGGAUCUGUGUGUUUGUCUGCCUGACCACAUCAGCAGUUCACGUCGACCUUGUCAGCGACUACUCAUCAUCAGGAUUCAUAGCAGCUCUCCGACGGUUUAUUCACCGUCGAGGGGUAUGUACAGCACUCUACAGCGACUGUGGAACGACAUUCCAAGGCGCGUACUCGGAACUCAAGCGGCUCUUCACUCAAGGCACUCAAGAAUCUCAUGCUCUACUCGAUUGGGCCACUGUGCAUCAAAUCACAUGGCAUUUCAAUCCUCCUGCUGCUCCCCAUAUGGGUGGUAAAUGGGAAGCCGCAGUGAAAUCGGUGAAACAUCACCUAACUAGCACACUCGGAGAAUCAGCCUUCACGUUUGAAGAACUUACGACUCUUUUAACGCAAGUGGAGGGGAUUUUGAACUCGAGACCAUUGGAGGCUCUAUCCGACGAUCCUCAGGAUCCUUCAUCGCUCACUCCAGGUCAUUUUCUCAUUGGGAGACCAAUCGUUGCAAUCCCUGAACCUUCACUCAUGGAUACAGAAGUAUCAAGACUCUCUCGCUGGCAGUUCAUUCAGCAACGUGUCCAGCAUUUUUGGAAUCACUGGUCCACCAGUUACAUUCAACGUCAUCUGGCUCGAACCAAGUGGCAUCAUGCUCGCAAUGACAUCAAACUCGGCUCACUAGUCCUUCUCACUGAUGAACGAACUCCACCAACUCGAUGGCCACUCGCGAAAGUGACUGCACUCCAUCAAGGGAAGGACAACCUCACUCGAGUGGUAACCAUUCAAACAGCCACUGGUACUCUCACUCGUCCAAUUGCCAAGCUCGCACUCUUACCACUUGCUCCAGAACCAGAUGCCUAA